Molecule: messenger RNA, 4179 nt
Organism: Callorhinchus milii (elephant shark)
Lineage: Eukaryota; Metazoa; Chordata; Chondrichthyes; Chimaeriformes; Callorhinchidae
Product: calcium-dependent secretion activator 2
Exons: 30
Coding region: 39-3638 (1199 amino acids)
Biological process (GO): positive regulation of exocytosis; dense core granule exocytosis; synaptic vesicle exocytosis
Cellular component (GO): glutamatergic synapse
Source: RefSeq, a predicted model, not a curated record
GCAUUGCCCACCCCUUCACCGCCAAGCAGCCCACCGACAUGGCCCGGCGCCAGCACAAGCUUAACAAGCAGCAGCUACAGACCAUAAAAGACCGUUUCCAGGCCUUCAUGAAUGGGGAGACACAGAUUGUUGCUGACGAGGCGUUUUGCAAUGCAAUUCAUAGUUACUAUGAGGUCUUCCUGAAGAGUGAGCGGGUGGCCCGGAUGGUGUGCAGCGGGGGCUGCUCAGUCAGCGACUUCCGUGACGUGUUUAAGAAGAACAUUGAGAAGCGUGUGCGGAGCCUCCCGGAGAUCGAUGGGCUCAGCAAGGAGACGGUGCUCAGCUCCUGGAUGGCCAAGUUCGACGCCAUCUCCCGAGGGGAGGAGGACCUGCGGAACCGGAGCAGUCGCGUCUCCAUGAGCGCUGUGUCCGAGCUGAUCCUCAGCAAAGAGCAGCUUUACGAAAUGUUCCAGCAGGUCCUCGGCAUCAAGAAGAUUGAGCAUCAGCUGCUCUACAAUGCUUGUCAGCUGGACAAUCCCGAUGAACAGGCAGCACAGAUCCGCCGGGAGCUGGAUGGGCGGUUGCAGCUGGCGGAGCACUUGGCCAAAGAGCGGAAGUUCCCGCAGUUUGGGCAGAAGGAAAUGGAAAGCAUGUACAUUGAGGAGCUGAGAUCUUCGGUCAACCUAUUGAUGGCAAAUCUGGAGAGUCUUCCCGUGGCCAAGGGAGGGCCUGAGUGCAAGCUACAGAAGCUCAAGAGAUCUCAGAAUUCUUCCUUCCUGGACCUGGGAGAUGAGAAUGAGAUCCAGCUUUCAAAAUGUGACGUGGUUCUCUCAUUCACAUUGGAGAUUGUGAUAAUGGAAGUGCAGGGCCUGAAGUCAGUGGCUGCCAAUCGCAUUGUGUACUGCACCAUGGAGGUGGAAGGCGGAGAGAAGCUGCAGACUGACCAGGCCGAGGCCUCGAGACCACAGUGGGGCACUCAGGGAGAUUUCACCACCACCCACCCUCGCCCAGUGGUAAAGAUUAAACUCUUCACGGAGAGCACAGGUGUUCUCGCGCUGGAGGAUAAGGAACUGGGGAAGGUGGUCCUCUGCCCCACUCCUAACAGCCCCAAGGCCCCCGACUGGCACAAGAUGGCAGUGCCCAAGAGCAGCCAGGACACUGAGCUGAAAAUCCGACUGGCGGUCAGGAUGGAUAAGCCAGCCAACAUGAAGCACUGUGGCUACCUGUACGCACUGGGGCAGAAAGUCUGGAAGAGAUGGAAAAAGCGAUACUUUGUGCUGGUUCAGGUCAGCCAGUACACGUUUGCCAUGUGCAGCUACAGAGACAAAAAGUCGGAGCCUCAGGAGCUUAUGCAGCUGGAAGGGUACACAGUGGAUUACACAGAGACACAGCCAGGUCUGGAUGGGGGCCGAGCUUUCUUCAACGCGGUGAAAGAGGGAGACACAGUGGUGUUUGCAAGCGACGACGAGCAGGAUCGGGUGCUGUGGGUCCAAGCUAUGUACAGAGCGACUGGCCAGUCGUAUAAGCCCAUCCCACCAUCCCAGGUGCAGAAGCUCAAUGGGAAGGGGAGCAGUGCUCAGCACCCUGACGUCCCUAUUGCUCAGUUCUAUGCUGACCGAACACAGAAACACGGGAUGGAUGAGUUCCUGGCGGCUGACCCCAGCCGCUUUGAUCACGCCGCCCUGUUUGAAAUGCUUCAGAGACGAACCUUGGAGCACCGGCUGAACGACUCCUACUCCUGCCUGGGUUGGUUUAGCCCCGGACAGGUGUUCGUUCUGGAUGAGUAUUGCUCCCGCUAUGGCGUGCGAGGCUGCCAUCGCCAUCUCUGCUACCUCAAGGAGCUGAUCGACCGUGCGGAACGUGGCACAAUGAUUGACCCAACCCUGCUGCACUAUAGCUUCGCGUUCUGCGCCUCGCACGUGCAUGGCAACAGGCCUGAUGGAAUUGGAACGGUCACGGUGGAAGAGAAGGAAAAGUUUGAUGACAUUAAAGACCGUCUUCUGCUUUUGCUCGAAAACCAGAUCAGUCACUUCAGGUACUGCUUUCCCUUUGGACGACCAGAAGGGGCAUUGAAAGCCACCCUUUCACUGCUGGAAAGGGUUCUCAUGAAGGAUAUCUCCACACCUGUGCCCCCUGAGGAUGUGAAGAACAUGGUGAGGAAGUGCCUGGAGAAAGCUGCUUUCAUCAAUUACUCUCACCUCUCCGACUAUGCCAAGAUCGAAGAGACGUUAAGCCAGGGGACGCCUGCCAAGAAACUGGAGGACACGAUGCGCCUGGCGGAGCUUUGCAUCGAGGCUUUUCAGCAGAAUGAAGAGCACCACUCAGAGGGAAGAGAGGCCUUUUCCUGGUGGCCAGAUCUUAUGACUGAACACGCCGAGAUCUUCUGGUCUCUCUUCUCUGUGGACAUGGACAGCACUCUACAAGGACAACCUCUGGACUCUUGGCAGAGCUUCCCUCUCUUUCAGAUUCUCAACAAUUACUUCAGGAACGAAUCCCAUUUAUGUAACGGGAAGUUUCACAAUCACUUGCAAGAGAGUUUUGUCCCCCUGGUGGUGCGUUACAUCGACCUGAUGGAAUCGGCCAUCGCACAGUCUAUCCACAAGGGCUUCGAACAAGAGGCGUGGCACCCAGUCAAGAACCUGACCAAUAACCUUGCUAACAUGAGCCUACCCAAGGUCCCGAGCCUGCCUCUUAACCUGCCGCAAAUGCCUAGCUUUUCCGCCCCCUUGUGGAUGGCCUCUCUAUCUGAUUCCACGAACGGUUCCUCCACCUCAGAGGAUCUUUUCUGGAAGCUGGACGCCUUGCAGAUAUUCGUUUAUGAUCUGCACUGGCCAGAACCCGAAUUCUCCCAGCACCUGGACCAGAGGCUCAAGCUCAUGGCCAGUGACAUGAUCGAGGCCUGUGUAAAAAGGACAAGGGCAGCAUUUGAGUUAAGGCUGCAGAAAAUGAGCAGAUCGACAGACUGGAGAGUUCCGGCAGGUGUCUGCACCAUGUUCAAUGUGCUUAUCGAUGCCAAGAAACAGUGCACCAAACUCUGCCUGCUGAACGGAGCACAAGAGUUUAGUAAGCAAUGGCAGCAGUACCAUUCAAAGGUAGAUGACUUAAUCGAGGAGACCUUCAAAGAGAUGAUUAGCCUCCUCGUCUCAAAGUUUGUCUCAGUGCUGGAAGGCGUAUUAUCCAAACUAUCGAGGUACGAUGAGGGGACCUUCUUUUCCUCGAUCCUCUCCUUCACGGUCAAAGCCGCUGCAAAGUAUGUGGAUGUUCCUCAACCGGGGACGGACCUUGUGGACACUUACAUCACGUUUGUGCGGCAGAACCAGGACAUACUUAGAGACAAAGUGACAGAUGAAAUGUACAUUGAAUCAUUGUUUGAUCAAUGGUACAGCAGCUCAAUGAGAGUCAUCUGCCUCUGGUUGUCAGAUCGAUUGGAUCUACAGCUCCAUCUCCACCAGCUCAAAACGCUCAUCAAGAUUGUGAAGAAAUCUUACCGAGACUUCAGGCUUCAAGGUGUACUGGAAGCAACCCUGAACAGUAAGACCUACGAGACUGUGCACAGCCGGCUGACGGUGGAGGAAGCCACAGCCUCCGUUUCCGAGGGAGCGGGGCUUCAAGGCAUAAGCAUGAAGGACAGUGAUGAGGAGCCUGAGGACGUGAAGUAAUGAGAGGACACGAAGCCCUCACUAUCGAUCAAUCAAUCGAUUCAUCAUCUGCUCGCUCCGGAUUGUAUCUGCCAGUGUUUUGCUCCACUUGGAAGUUUUUUUUUAUUCAAUAAUGGGGAGGGAGGGUGUGUAUUUUAAUGUAGUGAGUGGGGAAGGGAGGUGGUGGGAGGGAGAUUAGGGGGUCUGGCAUUCUACUCGUGACUCACUGUUGUGCCGUGACUGUGCCGUGGACUCCACACAGGUUUAAGACGUGCAAGUUGCAUAAGUGAAUUAAACAGGGGGUACGUCACCCCAACUAGGGCAGGACUUUGCUCCACUAUGCUCUGCAGCCCUCCCAUCUGCUCCCAAUUACAGUCAAUGCAGACUUCUCUUCAAAGCUGAGACCCCUCCUCAACACACAGACCCCUCCUCAACACACAGACCCGUUGUCAACACACCGACCCCUCGUUAACGCUGAGACCCCUUCUCAAUGCUGAGAUCCCUCCUCCCAUUCCCAGCUCUCUCCCCACCAUCCCACCACUCCCUACACCCCCCCUGCCCU